Rhodamnia argentea is the source of this 1735-nucleotide messenger RNA. RefSeq lists its product as uncharacterized. The record is from RefSeq and is a predicted model, not a curated record. The transcript has 8 exons. The coding region runs from base 276 to 1253 and encodes 325 amino acids. Lineage: Eukaryota; Viridiplantae; Streptophyta; Magnoliopsida; Myrtales; Myrtaceae.
UCGUCAGAUACGGACAAUAGACAACAAGAACCGAACCCCAACAAUUGCGUCACCGAAAGCUUGAUCACCGAAAUUCCCUCCCUCUUUCUAAUCGCGGCCGAAGUCCGAAAUCUCUCGUCGCGGAUUCGCUCGGAAUCCUCCAGUUUUCUACUCGCUGACAUAGUGUAAUCCUGAGGCUGAAGAUCUGAACUUGGUCAGUCAUUCAAUGCGGCUCUAGGAGACAAUUUCUGCAAUCUGCACUUUUCUUUCUACCUGUAGGCCCAGAACCUUCGAGCAUGUCAAGUGGAGCAGUUAGGAGAGUUUCACGUCAAGAUAUACAACUCGUUCAAAACCUGAUAGAACGGUGUUUACAGCUUUACAUGAACCAGAAGGAAGUCGUGGAUACUCUGUUGGAACAGGCAAAAAUUGAUCCUGGUUUUACAGAACUUGUCUGGCAAAAGCUGGAGGAGGAGAACCGAGAAUUUUUCAAGGCCUAUUACUUGAGAUUGAUGGUAAAACAACAGAUAGUGGAAUUCAACAAGCUGCUUGAGCAACAGGUUCAGUUGAUGCGGCAGAUGCAAUCUAGUGGAGCAUCUGCUCUUCCAACUUCUAAUGGAACUCAUAUGCCAACAUUGCCUCAGAAUCCAGCAUGCUAUGCGACAGGACCAGCAUUGAGUGCAGAAAACAUUCAGCGUCCCAUUGCUUCCGGUUUAACUAAUGCAUUCACCAAUGGUGGCCCGCCACUACCUACAAGUUUGCACACUGCAAUCCACAUGUCUGCUCAUGACAGUAGGAUGGAUGCUCCACCAAAUAUGCUUUCUAGUCAGACCUCAAACAUGGGGAGUCUGAUGCCCGGGAUUAAUGGGGGAAUGAUUAAAACCGAAGCUGGCUAUUCUGGUGCUUCACCUUACAUGUUUGGUUCUGAUCACAAUGUCCUUGAAGCACGUCCACCUAUUGGCGAAGCAUCUGUUGCAUCUUUCAGUAGUGUAGACUCUACGUCGCAACCCAUCGGUGAAGCCCUUUUGGAUGCAGACACUUCUUCAUUUGGGUUUUUGGGUCAAAUACCCAGAAAUUUCAGUCUCUCAGACCUGACAGCAGACUUCUCUCAAAGUUCUGGUUUGUCCGAUAUACUGGAGAGCUAUCCCCGCUCACCUUUCUUAGCGGCAGAUUCUGAGAGCUUUCUGGAUUCUCGUGAAAGGGGAGAACAAGGAGACAAUAGGCGGUUAGACCCUAUAUCGGAAAGCUUAAAUUAUGGAGAUUUUGGCAGUGAAUAGAAACUAUUUGAACGGUAUAACAUUGUCAUAGGAGAAAAGAGUGUGUACAUAGCCACUUAGAAGGAAGAUGCUUAAGAACUUGGUCCUCGAAGAUAUGAUUGUUUUGUUAAAAAAUAUGUUGACUGACAUCCCUGGAUAGCGACGAGGACAAUGGGAGCACACUUGUUCUUGGAGAAAGAGAGAUGAAUAACGUGGGAACAGGGACUUAUAUUAUGACUCUGCGAUUCAUCUCGAUGAAUUAUUUAGGCUUUGUAAUAGAAUUAUUUUUUGUGCUGCAUUUGGUGUGUUGUCUGGGAUUUGACUGCUGCUUUUAGGUACACUCUCACAAAGAGGUUUUGAUGUCACUGAUGGUUUGCCUUUCCUUUUUACUUGUUGCUCCCUGUUGGCGUUUUGUAAUUCUUGGUUAUGUGUUAAAUGUAAAUAUUAGUUUUGCACUUUCGGGCAAAAGCUUAAACAAGUGGACUAAUCAUCUUCUGUUGCUU